Molecule: messenger RNA, 8268 nt
Organism: Dinoponera quadriceps
Lineage: Eukaryota; Metazoa; Arthropoda; Insecta; Hymenoptera; Formicidae
Gene: krz
Product: beta-arrestin-1-like
Exons: 9
Coding region: 816-2210 (464 amino acids)
Biological process (GO): G protein-coupled receptor internalization; signal transduction
Cellular component (GO): cytoplasm
Molecular function (GO): G protein-coupled receptor binding
Source: RefSeq, a predicted model, not a curated record
UUGUGUCUCCUGCUGGGAAGCAACGUAUAUAGAAAUGACAGAGAAGUUGGCAGCCAUGAUACGGACAUAAACGUUCGAGACUCUGCUCCGUGUCGGCUCGUGUCAUGUUCAGUCAUCGUAGUAGAAAAGCGCUCGCAACGACGCUGUGUCGCAGCGCGUCACCCGCGGCUCUGAAAGCCUGCCGUCUCGUCUCCCAACACUGAAGACGAGCGCGACAAAAGGGAAGAAGCGUGGCCGAAGGUGCUCCCGCGGGGAACAGGUGCAGGAGACAUAGAGACAUUUCGCUCGUCAGCCGGCGCUGUUCCGGGCUCGCCCGGUCGGGCGCGCAGGCGAAAAACCUGAGGCGCGCAUUUCCCCUGGAGAGGCCGGAGGCCGCGGACUUCGGCGGAGAAGGAGCUGCUUUUUCUGCUCGUGCGAGCGCGACGUGCUCGCAGCCCUGCUUCAGUAACCACGGUGGGUCGGUGCGCGUUUCCUCCGACUGAUGAGCCAGCCAGCCAGCCGGGCAGCUCCUCGAAGUGCGCGCCGAUUGUUUUCACGGGAAAAUCAGGUGGCGGCCGGCCGUGCCAGCACGCGUGAUUCUACGCGGGCGUCGCAGGGGAGAGAGAUCGCGUGGGAGCGUCGCGCGUCGCGACGCGUCGCGCCGCGGCGACAGUGACAGCUCGGAACUCGAAGAGGGUGUGGGCCGCGACGCCGCCGCCAGCGGAUGCGCUUAGUGGAUAGUCUCGCAAGAAUCUCUACGCAAAGCUCCGCCCUCAGAUGAGAUCGGAAGGAUCAGCGCGUUAGCGAACAGCACAAGCAGCGUACUCUCCGACGAGAUGGACACUGUCGACAGUGCCAACAAACGGCAGGCUACGCGUGUCUUCAAGAAGUCCAGCCUCAAUGGCAAGAUUACGGUCUACCUUGGCAAGAGGGACUUCGUCGAUCACAUCACGCACGUUGAUCCCAUUGACGGAGUCGUCCUGAUCGACCCCGACUACGUGAAAGACCGGAAAGUGUUCGGCCAUGUUCUUGCGGCGUUCAAGUACGGAAGGGAGGAUUUGGACGUUCUCGGACUGACAUUUCGUAAAGACCUCUAUCUGGCGGCGGAACAGAUCUAUCCCGUGCCGGAAUCUCCGAUGUCGCGACGGGAGUUAACACGAUUGCAAGAAAGGCUGAUCAAAAAACUGGGUAACAAUGCGUAUCCCUUUUACUUCGAGCUACCGCCUCACUGUCCGGCCUCGGUCACCCUGCAACCGGCGCCCAGCGAGACUGGCAAACCCUGCGGCGUGGACUACGAAUUAAAAGCGUUCGUAGGUGAGGCGCAGGACGACAAACCGCACAAACGGAAUUCGGUAAGGCUGGCCAUCAGAAAGAUCAUGUACGCGCCGUCGAAACAGGGCGAGCAGCCCUCGGUGGAGGUGAGCAAAGAAUUCAUGAUGUCCCCCAACAAGUUGCAUCUGGAAGCUUCGCUUGACAAGGAGCUCUACCAUCACGGCGAGAACAUAGCUGUGAACGUGCACAUAGCGAACAAUAGCAACCGAACUGUGAAAAAGAUAAAAGUGUCGGUUAGGCAGUUCGCGGACAUCUGCCUGUUCUCUACGGCGCAGUAUAAGUGCACCGUCGCCGAGGCCGAGAGCGAUAUAGGGGUAGCGCCAGGAUUUACCCUGAGCAAGGUGUUUUCUCUGAGGCCGACGCUUGCCGACAACAAAGACAAGCGGGGUCUUGCACUAGACGGUCAGCUUAAACACGAGGACACCAAUCUCGCGUCUAGCACAAUGGAGGGAUGCCCGGUGGGACCGGGUUUCACGCUCAGCAAGGUGUUCUCCCUGACACCCCUUCUGGCCAACAACAAAGAUAAAUGGGGGCUCGCCCUCGACGGCCAACUCAAACACGAGGACACCAAUCUGGCGUCCAGCACCCUUGUCGUCGACCCGUCGCAACGUGAGAACCUCGGCAUAAUCGUCCAGUACAAAGUUAAAGUGAAACUUUGCCUCGGCACCCUCGGAGGCGAGUUAGUCGCGGAACUGCCCUUCAUACUGAUGCACCCCAAACCGGAAGAGGAGGAACCAGCACCGUCCACGGCCCGACCAAGCCCUACGCACAAAACUGACGGCGGGGAAGUCCCUCUCGACGCCAACCUCAUUCAAUUGGACACGGAGACCGACGGUGACGACGACAUCAUCUUCGAGGACUUCGCGCGUCUGAGGUUGAAAGGCGAGACAGACGCUUGACCGUGUUCUGCUGACAGCUUGAAGCGUCCCGACACGUUCAACCGUUUGACCUUGACACCACCUCGUUGCGCGCAAGACAGGAACCGCACGACAUCGCCGGUUGUGUCGAUAGCAACGGUGCCACAGCAACAAACUUGAACGACGGUUUAUUAUCGUUAGCAUCGAGCACAAAAUGUCGCCGACCUCUUUCCACCGUUUUUUUGGAAAAUGUUACAAUUUCUUGAAUUAAUAAUAGUUGGUCGCGAAAAAACGAAGAGAAGACGUUUAAAAGGAAAUUAGAGAGAAACAAAGAGAAACAUAGAGAAAUGAUAUAAGAGAGGAAUUUCGGAUGAAUUGCUUCGUGAACGUAAUUUUGGAUUUCUCACGAAUUAACUGAAAACCGGAAAUACGGGAAGAAUUCCUCUUCGAUGAUCGCCAUUUUUACCAAUCAUCGAAGAUAACAAGAUUUACACCAGAGUUAAAGAAUUACGCUAGAGUGGGUGGUUUGUUUAUUAUUUAGAGAACCGUUAUUUACCGAACAAUUGCUGUAUAAAUUAACUGGGCAACAAUUAAUUGUGUCGUUGUCUCGCGGCGUGUGUUCACUAAUUGAUCGUGAACGAUUUCCAUUUGUGAGAAAAGUACGGCGAAUUGGUUGGCGUUUGCGAACUUUUCACCAAAUGCCGACGACAUUUUACGCUUUGGCUCUGAAUGCGGCAUCAAAGACUGAUAUUAUCAUGGAGAACAUCCAGAAAUUUUAGCCAAUGAGACGUAUUUAUUGUAAAACUCUUAAUGCUAAAUGAAAGCUGCUACUGUAAAAAAAAAAAAAAAAGAAAAAUCUAUCCAAGAGAGAAAAAUUCGGUGUAUCGAUAUUUCGCAUUUUUUUUUAAAAGAGAGAGGACGAAAAGUCACAAGCGAAAUUCGCAAUUAAUUCGGCCACUCGACGAAAUAAUCAGUCACGAGUGAAUCGCGAGUUAAUUCAAUAAAUACGAGUUUAUUAAUUAGAAGUUAAACUACCAACUAAUUCAAUAUCGAAUCGAUGCAAAUUCGAGGACGAGAGUCUAUCCGGGACUACCGAACAGCCGCUUUUAGUGAGAUCACAAUCGUUUUAUAAACACGGCCAGUACACUGUCUUUAAGUUGCGUCAGCGUAAGGGAUAACACUUUUACCAGUCUUUUUAUUCGUUGGGUCCUCAGUUCUACUUUUACCAGUGCGGACGAGUGAAUUAACGACGAGCUAAUAUCGUGCGGGCAGCGAGUUCGCGAGAAAGGCGAGUCUAACGCUUCUUCUGUUCUCGUGAUAAUUUCGCGGAAUCACGAUACUACAAUUAUAAGUCAAACACGAACGAGAACACAAUUAAUUGCAGGCAACUGGAAGCCGUUGACGAACGAAUCGUCUGAUGUGAGACCCUUUAUAGGACGAAACACAGAACGAAAGAAAAAUCGAGCCUUUUAUAUUUUCUCGCGUUUCUCAGAGAAGUUGAAUUACUGUAAGGAUAUAGUUCACGACAACGAGACGGUGAGAAAUGAUCAGCCCUCCUGCAGAUAAACUAUAAAGGGUUAAGACUCCAGACGGAGCUUGUUCGGGAAUGUUUAACGUAAUAAUUGGACGAAGUGCGGAGCGAUAACGUAGGAAAGUUAGCAAAGGAAAGUUAAGCUGGCGUUUCGAGAUGCAGAGAUGUCAAUUCGUAGAUAUAUUUAUGGAUAUAAUUUCUAGGAUUUAUAUAUUAGUAGACUCAUAAGAUUUGUAAUAUUAAUCCGUUGCACCUCCCUCUCCUCCCCACAUACCCCGGCGACCCCGAUUAUAUUCUCAAUUAACUGAGCUAAUGAAUUGAUUAAGUUAAGACAGCGAGCACAGUUCAGUCAUAAGUAUCGUCUUCGGCCAAUAUCGAUUGUACGUUUUCGGGCUCAGAUACAAUGAAAGGAAUAAGGAACAAGGAAUUAAAUACGUGGAAUUAAGAACGAGGAAUUAAACUUCGACAUAUAGACAACCAUGCCUCGAUUAACAAUAAAAGAAGAAUAGAGAAUUCAGAUUAAGAAUACACAUAUUGUCGAAAUUCGAUUUCUUAUAACUUGAGUGCUUAUAAGGCUUAGUAGUUGAUUGGAAAUUAACUUUCAAAAUGACUGACGAUCAACAAUACACAAAUGAAGAUUAGUUAAUCGAUCAAGAAAAUGACAAAAGUGUUAAGGGGAUGACGAAGUCGAUGACGAACUUGAUAAGCGUCGAUAGUAUAGAAGCGAUCCUCAAAAUGUUAUAUUACAUAAAUAUUAACACGAUCACGCUACUUUGUAUUUCUUAUACAUAUAUGUUUUACGUAAAUGUUAAUGCGAUAUAAACGUGAAUAAGAUGAAUGUGCGCUACUCUGUUUUAUCAUAUCUAACGGAGAAUCUAUAAAAUGUCAAGAUAUAUAAACAUUUUUCUGUAAAUUUUUCGUAUUUUUUUUUAGAUUUUUAUAUACAAUUGUGCAGAAAUGUUCUUCGAAACUUUCCUCAUCGAGGCAAACACACACUCGAUAUGUACAAGUUGCACAAUUUUUGUUUUAGUAAAAUAUUUACUCUGCUUGACAGGUAGAGAUUUCAGUUUUGUGAUUUUUCAUCGUUUUCGUCACAUAUCGGACAAUGCUUCAAUUCAUUUUCGUACGUACUUUCGCUGUAUAGAAGCAUUUGUAAUUCUGUGCAACCAAUAAGACGUGAACUUUGCAGAAAGAAAUCAGUAUUCUGUCGGUAAAGUUUUCAAAUAUGGCAUCCCCUUAAUAACGACAAUAGAGGUUCGUUAGAAAAUAGUAAAAGUGUAGUUUAAAACGUCCUCAUGUCUUAUUCUCAAUUCCUCUUAUCGUGUUUUAAACUACAGCUUCCUAAUUCCAUAUAUUUAAUUCCUUGUCCCUUACUCCUUUCAUUGUAUCUGAGCCCUUUCUUAAGACUGCUCGUGAAUUCGAUUUGCAUUCGCGUUCACGACACGAUGUUAGCAAAUCUCGACUCGCCCGAAUUUUGAACAUCGUUUAGCACUUCGAUAUCGAUAUCGCCUAAUUGAACCUCGGGCACAAAGACUUUUGCUAUAAGACGACGAAAAGUGUUACGAAGAUCAUCAUCCGACAAACUCACAUCGCUCGAAAGGAACGAUAUCACGGCGACAUUGCCUCGCGCGUAAUUACGUCUCGUCAUUUUUCCGAGAAUCCGUAGGAAACCUGCUCUCCCUUCUUCCCCUCCCCUCUCUUCGUUAAAAGCAGCCGGAGAACUGCAUUCUUGCUAAUUCCGAGAACGAGUAAUUAAAAAGCGCACGCGCAUAUAACCUUAACAUGUAGAUACGAAACGUUGCUGAGUCUCUCCUCAGCCGGCAGCCGGAUUCUCGCGAAGAUGACGAUUUACCAUCAACGGUUAAUUUUCCAAUUCUAAAGAAAGUCAAGUCAACGAUGAACGGUCCACGUUGGCAACGAAGUUUAAGUAACGGCGACAUUAAUUACGAUGACGCAGUUUGCAGAGCCACGAAGAAACUAUAAAGCAGCAAUGUACAUGUAUAUAUACAUAUACGGGAGGCGAGAGAAAAUAGUAUUUUUUAUCACUUUAGCAUUUACAAACUGUAUUUAGACGAGGUAAUUCAAGUAUAAUGGCUCGGACUGUCUUUUCGCCGCGCGUCACCAACUGGUCGGGGACGCGCGGCGGAAAACGCACGGGCGUGUUUCUUUUAUACCAAAGCCGACGUUUCCGCUUUUUUCUUUUGUAAUGCUUCUCGAACAAGUAUUAAUAGUAAAUCGCGAGAGUGAAUUAAAUCUAAAGGGACUUACCAUCCGAUUGAGUACAUUCAUUUCUCCUCAAUACGAAAUGUAUUUUUGUUGAUCCAUUUAAUUAAUAGACAUGUAUAAGUAAUAAUUCUCAAUUAGCAAGAUGACGUCAAGUGACGUCUCGAUGACGUUUUAAACGUUAAUAGAACGUCACUGAAACGUUACUUGACGUGGCCUUGCUACUUUUUUCAAAUUACUGAGAAUUAUUGAUUAGUCGCGCGGAUUUAUAUUUUGUCCUUGCAUUUUACGUCCAGUUUGACAUUAACGACGUCGUCGUAAAUUUAAUAUGUAUUUAAUUUAAUAUAAUAUUUAAUCUUUUACGACGAUGUGUCGUAAAUUUAAUCCACUUUCUCUCUCCUUUCAUUGAGAUAUCGCUUUAUUUAAUAUCUAACCAACGGAUCGCACUUAUUUUUAAGGAGCUCCUCCAUUUUUUGACUCGCUCUCGUAAGGAAAAACCGGAAUACAUGCAUGUUCAACGAACGUAGCUAUUAUUUAAUUAAGGGAAAAAAGUUUUUGCGAUUGUGGUAAAUGUCGAGUGUCGACACUUCGAUUAUCGUUUUAAACAUAAGCGACGUGUGUGAGUGUAUAUGUGCCGCGGCUUGUGUAUACAAUGAGAGUAUAUUUUAUAUUCGCCCGAGGGCGCGCGCAUAUUUUUUAUAUGAUCGCAACGGUGUAGGUCGUUAACGUUCUUAUUGUCACCCGAUAGAACAAGAUAUACAGAAUGGAUUACGCCGCACAAAACUGGGAGAAGUAAAUGAAGUCAAUAAAGUGGUGCCGUCUCUGUAACUGUAAUAUCGAGAUCGUUUUCCUGCGAUAUGAAACCACACCAUAUAUACAAAGUGUCGCAAAAAGAAAAUAUAAAUCCUAUCCAUCGCCGCAGGCGUUGAUUUGAGAAUUUUAGCAAGAUUUUAAGACAGGUCUUCAGGUACGAGAGAGAUAUUCGCAUCGACGAAUUAAUAUUAUGCGUUAGACCUACCAGCAGAAGCUACACGACUUGAAUAAAUAAGAAAGGGGAAUAUAUAAAACUACACACGAUUAGAAUGUUGAUAUUCAAUCGUUUUAAAAACUUGCUGAAAUUGUAUAUCAAUUUUGAAAACUUGUAACAAAAAUUUGUAAUUAAAGUUUCUGUAUACAAAUUAUACAAAUCACGUAUACUCGUGUUCAAAUAUAUGAGUUCCGUUACAAUAAAAAAAAAAACAAAAAAAAAACAAAAAAAACACUAAAUGAACCGAAUUCUUUUCUAUGCCAACUUGAAUUACGAUUAUCUCGCUAUUAAAUGUGAAAAAAAAAACGAAGGUAUAUAUAUUUAAUAUUAAAAACUGAACGUUGUGAGACUAAUUUCACGAAGGGAGAAAUCCAACGACACCUAAUUUCUUCUCGCGUGUGAAACCUGGACGCGACAGUUUUUGGGACACUCUGUAUCUAACGAAUCUACUGAAUCACAGUAUCACUGCGAUAAGGAAAACAAACGAUUACGCUUCUUCAAUGUAACAUAUUUUGCACCGGAGAGCUCACAUUUCUCUCAUUUACUUCGUUUGUCCGAAGAAAAGAUUGUAUUCCCGUGCAAGUAGAGAGCCUUAGGAUUAAACGUAUCGCGGAACGCGGAUAUGCUGUUAUCAGAAUGGCUGCUGCAUCGUGCAACAUAUAGACCGACGUAAAUAAUUGAUUACACUGCGCAUAAUGGUAAACGACAUAAGUUAGAGACAAAAAAAGAGGAGGAGGAAGAAGACGAAGAAGAAAGUAAACGAAGGAAAAGAUAGAGAUAGGUAGAGAGAGAGAGAGAUAGAUAAAAAGAGGAAGAGAGAUUAUGCGCUCGCCUUGAGAGUGUGUAUCUUUAAUUAGUGUAAUCGAGUUGAUGUACAAGUAUCGUGGUUCAUUACAGCUGUUACACGUGUAAAUCAUAAGUGAGAAGAAAAGAGAGGGCCAUUAUUGCUACUUGUACAUUGCGCUAGAGGACGAUUUAUUUAUUGAAGCCGCGCGUUGUUAGUUAGCAACACAAAGUCGUGUCGUUCAUGGUCGUUCGUUGUUCAUUCGUGAAUAAUCCGUUUUGUAUGUAAAAGAGAUUACAAGAGAACUAAUAAAGAAGAAAGCGUGAGAGAGAGAAAAUAAGCGAGAGCGAGAAUAAAUGAGCGAGAAUGGAUGAAUGAGAAUGAGAAGGAGAGAAAGGAAAAUGCGAGAAUGCAUGCGUAUAAAUGACACGAAGUAAAUAAUGCAUAAUAUAUUGUAUAUGUAAAGAUCGUGUAUUCUCGUAUUGUAACUAGCUGUAAUAAUUUAAUAAAUCCUGUAUAUCGGAACUAUACAUAA